Molecule: messenger RNA, 921 nt
Organism: Rotaria sp. Silwood1
Lineage: Eukaryota; Metazoa; Rotifera; Eurotatoria; Philodinida; Philodinidae
Source: the annotation of a GenBank genome assembly
AUGCGUGCAAGUUCUAUUGAUAUUCAUCCAAAUGCAACAUGGUCAACGAGUGGUAUCACUGUUGCUGGAGGAAAUGGAUAUGGCAGUGAAACAAAUCAGUUCGACUGGCCAUGGGGUUUGUACGUCGACGACGAUCUAACGAUUUAUGUCGUUGAUUGGGGAAAUCACCGUAUUAUGGAAUGGAAAUCUGGUGCAACGAAUGGAAAAGUAGUUGCGGGUGGAAAUGGGGCAGGAAAUGGAGCUCAUCAAUUAAAAUACCCACAUGACGUUAUUAUCGACAGAGAGAGCGAUAGUCUCAUCAUCAGCGAUGAAGAGAUUAACGGAGUAGUUCGAUGGCCUCGUCUAAAUGGUACUCGUGGAGAAGCAAUGAUUUCAAAUACCGAUUGCUGGGGUUUGACAAUGGACGACAAUCGUUCUCUCUAUGUCGUUGACGACAGAAAACAUGAAGUGAAACGAUAUAAAAUUGGUGAUACUCAAAGAACAGUGGUUGCAGGUGGCAAUGGAGAAGGAAAUCGUCUCGAUCAACUCUCUUACCCUCACUACGUAUUUGUCGAUCGAGAUCAUUCAGUAUACGUAUCUGAGUAUGGAAAUCAUCGUAUAAUGAAAUGGGAAGAAGGUGCAACACAAGGCAUUGUCGUAGCCGGUGGUGAAGGAGAAGGAAAUAGUCUUACACAAUUGAAUCAUCCUCAUGGAAUCGUUGUCGAUCAAUUGGACACUGUCUAUGUGGCUGAUUCUUGGAAUAACCGAAUCAUGCGUUGGCCAAAAGGAGCCACACAAGGAGCUGUCAUUAUUGGUGGAAACGGUGAAGGAUCACAGUCGAAUCAACUCAAUGGUCCCGUAGGUUUAUCAUUCGAUCGACAUGGCAAUCUCUAUGUCGUCGAUUGGGGAAAUCAUCGAGUACAAAAAUUUAAUAUCAAAUAA